Molecule: messenger RNA, 849 nt
Organism: Lycium ferocissimum
Lineage: Eukaryota; Viridiplantae; Streptophyta; Magnoliopsida; Solanales; Solanaceae
Exons: 2
Coding region: 1-849 (282 amino acids)
Source: RefSeq, a predicted model, not a curated record
AUGAUGUUGUUCUUCUUUGGUGGUGGUCAUGUUGCUGGUGUUGUUGUUGUUGGUGGUGUCGGUGGUGAUGUUGCUGUUGAUGCUGUUGGUGGUGCUGAUGCUAUUGGUGGUGUUGUUCUGCCUGUUGAUGUUGUUGUUGUUGUUGGUGGUGGUGGUGUUGGUGAUGAUGUCCCAGCAAGUAUUGAUGGGGAAAAAUUAAGAGAUGAUGAUGCUAAUAUUGGUGGAUUUACUCCAGUUGCUAGAUUUUGUGAUUUUUUCGGAUUUGAUGGUAAUUUUAGUGGUGGUGGAUUGAGUGGUAGAAGAUUUGCUGAUGUUGGUGCCGGUACCUCUAAGGUGCCCUCAUGUGCUUGUGAGUGCACCACUUGCAAGGACAAAAUGAAUAAUUUGAUUAGAAAGGUGGAGGAAUUAGUGCAGGCUCAAGAAGCCACAAACACUUCUAUCCAGAGGUUGAUAUCCAAGAGGGGUAUCAAUCCAUCAAAGAAUCUUUCCUCACCUUAUACUCUUGUUUAUGUUCGGAGGAGGGGCAAAGCAAUUGCCAAGGCACUUUCAUCAGUUAUAUCAAGAAAAUCUGUUUCUACUCCCAGUAAGUCAAUUGAGACUCCUCUUCUUGAUGUUGGGCCAAAAGUGCUAAAGAAGGUGGACAUUUUCAAGCCUGUACAUGCCCAAAGAAAGAAAAAGGUUAAGACUGUAAUCAAAUCCAAAAAGAGUGGGAAAACUAUGUACUCAAUGCAUGAAUUUGGAGCAGCAGACUUCAAGGCUUUGACAAGAAUGAAAAUUUGGUGGGAGGAUUGGGUAAGUUUCAACACUUGUAUAUAUCUAUCUAAUUCAGUAUGUUGUUGUAACACGUAG